Messenger RNA from Rhododendron vialii, 2538 nucleotides. Its product is annotated as heat shock protein 90-2. Gene Ontology annotation, biological process: cellular response to heat; protein stabilization; protein folding. Gene Ontology annotation, molecular function: ATP-dependent protein folding chaperone; ATP binding; ATP hydrolysis activity. NCBI's taxonomy places the organism in Eukaryota, Viridiplantae, Streptophyta, Magnoliopsida, Ericales, Ericaceae. Bases 178 to 2280 code for a protein of 700 amino acids. The record is from RefSeq and is a predicted model, not a curated record. Gene Ontology annotation, cellular component: protein-containing complex; perinuclear region of cytoplasm; plasma membrane. The transcript is spliced from 3 exons.
AUUUAACUAUUUGCCAAAUAGAAGGAUCUAGAAACCCUAGUGAACUCCCUAUAUAAUCCCUCUUCCUCUUCCACAAUCUCGCCUCUUGCUUUCCCCACACUCAAAACCCUAAAAUUCGUCACUGCCUCGUCUUGUUUCUAGAUUUCUAAAACCCGAUUCCCGGAGAAGAGAGAGAGAAUGGCGGAUACGGAGACGUUUGCGUUCCAGGCGGAGAUCAACCAGCUGUUGAGUCUCAUCAUCAACACCUUCUACAGCAACAAGGAGAUCUUUCUCCGUGAACUCAUCAGCAACUCUUCCGAUGCUCUGGACAAAAUUCGUUUCGAGAGCUUGACCGACAAGAGCAAGCUGGAUGCACAACCAGAGCUCUUCAUCCACAUUAUUCCUGACAAAGCCAGCAACACAUUGACAAUCAUCGAUAGCGGAAUCGGCAUGACAAAGGCUGAUUUGGUGAACAAUCUUGGUACCAUUGCUAGGUCGGGCACAAAAGAGUUCAUGGAAGCUCUCGCUGCGGGUGCUGAUGUCAGCAUGAUUGGGCAGUUUGGUGUUGGAUUUUACUCAGCUUACUUGGUUGCUGAGAAGGUCAUUGUGACCUCAAAGCAUAAUGAUGACGAGCAGUACGUAUGGGAGUCCCAAGCUGGUGGGUCUUUCACCAUCACCCGAGACACCUCUGGUGAGAGUCUUGGCAGGGGUACGAAGAUUACCCUUUACCUUAAAGAAGACCAGCUUGAGUACCUCGAGGAACGCCGACUCAAGGAUCUGGUCAAGAAGCAUUCCGAGUUCAUCAGUUACCCCAUCUCUCUCUGGAUUGAGAAGACUACGGAGAAGGAAAUUUCUGAUGACGAGGAUGAGGAAGAGAAGAAGGAUGAGGAAGGAAAGGUAGAGGAUGUUGAUGAAGAGAAGGAGAAGGAGGAGAAGAAAAAGAAGAAGAUCAAGGAGGUGUCCCAUGAGUGGUCUCAGAUGAAUAAGCAGAAGCCCAUCUGGAUGAGGAAGCCAGAGGAGAUCACCAAGGAAGAGUAUGCUGCUUUCUACAAGAGCCUCACAAACGACUGGGAAGAGCACUUGGCUGUGAAACACUUCUCAGUUGAGGGCCAGCUAGAGUUCAAGGCUGUCCUCUUUAUUCCUAAAAGGGCACCUUUCGAUCUCUUUGACACAAGGAAGAAACCCAACAACAUCAAGCUCUAUGUGCGCCGAGUCUUCAUCAUGGACAACUGUGAGGAGUUGAUCCCAGAGUACCUAAGCUUUGUGAAGGGUAUUGUGGAUUCCGAGGACCUUCCUCUCAACAUCUCCAGAGAAACGUUGCAGCAGAACAAAAUCCUUAAGGUCAUUCGCAAGAAUCUUGUUAAGAAAUGCAUCGAGAUGUUUUUUGAGAUAGCUGAGAACAAGGAAGACUACAACAAGUUCUAUGAGGCCUUCUCCAAGAACCUCAAGCUCGGCAUUCAUGAGGAUUCUACAAACAAGACCAAGAUUGCUGAACUCCUUCGGUACCACUCCACCAAGAGUGGCGACGAGAUGACUAGCUUGAAGGACUAUGUUACUAGGAUGAAGGAGGGCCAGAGUGAGAUUUACUACAUCACUGGUGAGAGCAAAAAGGCAGUUGAGAACUCUCCGUUCCUUGAGAAGCUGAAGAAGAAGGGCUAUGAGGUCCUUUACAUGGUUGAUGCCAUUGACGAGUAUGCAGUGGGACAGUUGAAGGAGUUUGAGGGGAAAAAGCUUGUUUCUGCAACCAAAGAAGGUUUGAAACUGGAGGAGAGCGAAGAUGAGAAGAAGAAGCAGGAAGAGCUCAAGGCGAAGUUUGAUGGUCUUUGCAAGGUGAUCAAGGAUGUCUUGGGCGAUAAAGUUGAGAAGGUGGUUGUUUCCGAUCGCGUGGUGGACUCUCCUUGCUGUUUAGUGACUGGAGAGUACGGGUGGACUGCUAACAUGGAGAGGAUAAUGAAGGCACAGGCAUUGAGGGACUCUAGCAUGGCAGGCUACAUGUCAAGCAAGAAGACUAUGGAGAUCAACCCAGAGAAUCCCAUCAUGGAGGAGCUGAGGAAGAGGGCAGAUGCUGACAAGAACGACAAGUCUGUGAAGGAUUUGGUUCUGUUGCUUUUUGAGACCGCUUUGCUCACCUCGGGCUUCAGCCUUGACGAGCCCAACACUUUCGGCAACCGGAUUCACAGGAUGUUGAAGCUGGGUCUGAGUAUUGAUGAUGAUGAUGCUGCCGAGGCUGAUGUGGACAUGCCACCGCUUGAGGAGACUGAUGCUGACGCUGAGGGCAGCAAGAUGGAAGAGGUUGAUUAAAACCUCCUGCCCGUAUUCGGAUUUUGGAUUAGUGUUACCCUAAGUAAUUGUGUCUGGUUUUUAGUAAAACGCUACUCUAGUUUUUGAUGCUCUGCUGGAUGGAAUUAUAUAACAGAACUGAAUGCUGUUUUUUGUUUAUGGUAGUUAAUUUUUGCUGAAUGUAGGGUAUAAUUUCUUAUUCUAGUCAGACUUUCUUAGUUCAAUCUUGUGGACAAAAUGCAGUGAAUUUGAAGCCUUUGUGAAAGGGCACUUCCCCAA